AUGUCCCUGACAGUGGGGAUAUGGAGGACCCUCUUCUCCAUCCUAGCAUUUUCCUCGAUUCUCCUGGGCCUGGGCGCUCUCGCCACCGAUGCCCAAGGCGAGGCGCUUCUCUCUUGGAAGCUAACAUUAAACGGUUCCUCCGACGCCCUUUCCGAUUGGAACCCGAAGGAUACAACACCAUGUCGCUGGUCCGGCGUCUCCUGCGACGCCGACAACCACGUGGUGGAGCUGAAUUUGCAAUACAUUGACUUGUUCGGCGCCGUGCCUCGCAAUCUAAGCGCGCUGGCGGCUUCGCUCACCAAGCUCGUCCUCUCCGGGACCAAUCUGUCAGGCCCGAUACCACCGCAGCUCGGCGACCUGUCCCGGUUGACAGAAUUGGAUUUGAGCAGCAACGCGCUCACGGGCACCAUCCCCGCUGGCCUCUGCCGCCCGGGGAGCCGGCUCGAGCGUCUCCACCUCAACUCGAAUCUGCUCGUGGGCCCAGUUCCGAGUGAGAUCGGAAACCUCUCGGCUCUCCGAUGGCUGAUCGUCUACGACAACCAGCUCGACGGGGAGAUCCCGGCCACCAUCAGUCGGCUCGCCAAUCUGGAAGUGUUCCGGGCGGGCGGGAACAAGAACUUCCAUGGGCCAUUGCCCCCUGAGAUUGGCAAUUGCACCAGCCUCACAAUGCUGGGCUUGGCGGAGACGAGCAUCUCGGGGUCGCUGCCGCCAUCCAUCGGCCAGCUCAAGAAGCUCGAGACCUUGGCCAUCUACACGGCCCUGCUCUCCGGUCCAAUCCCACCGGAAGUAGGCCAAUGCGACGCGCUGCAGAACAUCUACCUUUACGAGAACUCCCUCUCGAGCUCCAUCCCUCCCCAGCUCGGCAACCUCAGCAAGCUCAAGAAUCUACUGCUCUGGCAGAACAACUUGGUUGGCGUGAUCCCGCCGGAGCUCAGCGGCUGCAGCGAGCUCUCCGUCGUUGAUCUCUCGAUGAACGGCCUCACCGGGAGAAUCCCGCCCACCCUCGGUAACCUCACCGCCCUCCAGGAGCUCCAGCUCAGUGUCAACCAAAUCUCCGGCCCUAUCCCGCCGACGAUCGCCGAGUGCCAGAACCUGACCGACCUCGAGCUAGACAACAACCAGAUCUCCGGCGUGAUCCCGGCGGAGCUCGGCCGGCUGGGGAAUCUCCGGAUGCUGUACCUCUGGGAGAACAAGCUGGUUGGUAGCAUCCCGCCGGAGAUCGGCGACUGCGCGAGUCUCGAGGCGGUCGACCUCUCGCAAAACGGACUGACGGGAUCGAUCCCCAGAGGGCUCUUCCGGCUGCGGAGCCUCGGCAAGCUGCUGCUCCUGGACAAUGAUUUGUCCGGGGAGAUCCCGCCGGAUAUCGGCAAUUGCUCGUCGUUGAUCCGCUUCAGGGCCAACGGGAACCGGAUAGCCGGCUCGAUCCCGCCGGAGAUCGGGGCGCUGAAGAAUCUCAGCUUCCUGGAUCUCGGUUCAAACCGCCUCGCCGGGUCCAUCCCGCCAGAGAUAGCCGGGUGCCGGAACCUGACCUUCGUCGACCUUCACUCCAACGCCAUCGCUGGGGCCUUGCCUGAGGAUCUCUUCGAGGGCCUGGUCUCACUCCAGUUCCUGGACCUGUCCGGCAACUCGAUAGGAGGAGGUUUGCCUUCAAAUCUCGGGCUGCUGACCUCGCUCACCAAGCUGAUCCUCGGAGGGAACCGGUUCUCCGGCCAGAUCCCGCCGGAGAUCGGCUCGUGCUCGAGACUCCAGCUUCUGGAUCUCAGCAAGAACGCGCUCUCCGGCGAGAUCCCGGCGAGUCUCGGAAAGAUCCCGGGCCUGGAAAUUGCCCUGAACCUGAGCUGGAACGAUCUCUCCGGCAAGAUCCCCGCCGAGUUCUCCAACCUGAACCGGCUCGGCGUGCUCGAUCUCUCCCACAACCGCCUCUCCGGCGAUCUACAGCCCCUGGUCGGGCUCCAGAACCUCGUCGCACUCAACGUCUCCUUCAACAACUUCUCCGGCCGCGUCCCCGACAAUCCAUUCUUCUCCAAGCUCCCCAUCAGUGAUCUCGAAGGCAACCCCGUUCUCUGUCUCGCCCGCUGCUCCGACUGGGAGGGUGACAAGGCCCGGCGCGACGCCCGGAGGGCCGCCCGCGUGGCCACCGUGGUACUCCUCUCCGUCGCGGUGGCGCUGCUAGCGGCGGCGGCGCUAGUUUUAGUCGGCCGGAGGCGGGAGCUUGGCGGCGGGUGCGAGGACGAGGAGAAGGACGGAGACAUGUCGCCACCGUGGGAGGUGACGCUGUACCAGAAGUUUGGGAUCGGGGUCGCCGACGUGGCGAGAAGCCUGACCGCGGCGAACGUCAUCGGGCGGGGAUGGUCUGGGGUGGUGUACCGGGCCAGGAUCCCGUCUACGGAGGCGCUGAUCGCCGUCAAAAGGUUCCGGACGUGCGACGAGGCAGCGGCGGCGGCGUUCGCUUGCGAGAUUGGGGCCCUGGCCCGCGUCCGCCACCGGAACAUCGUCCGCCUCCUCGGUUGGGCGGCGAACCGCCGGACCCGGCUGCUCUUUUACGACUACCUGCCGAACGGGACCCUGGGGGACCUUCUCCAUGGAGGCGGAGGGCCAGCGGUGGAGUGGGAAAUGAGGCUGGAUAUCGCCAUCGGGGUGGCGGAGGGCCUCGCCUACCUGCAUCACGACUGCGUCCCUCCGAUCCUCCACCGCGACGUCAAGGCCGACAACGUCCUCCUCGGGGAGAGGUACGAGGCCUGCCUCGCCGACUUCGGCCUCGCCAGUGUCGCCGACGACUGCGCCGCCACCGGGAGGGGCAACUCCACCCCGCCUCCUUUCGCAGGCUCGUACGGCUACAUAGCCCCCGAGUACGCGUGUAUGACUAGGAUCACGAAGAAGAGCGACGUGUAUAGCUUCGGGGUGCUGCUGCUGGAGAUCAUCACGGGGAAGAGGCCGGUGGACUCCACGUUCGCGGAGGGCCAGAACGUGGUCCAGUGGGUCCAGGAGCAUCUCAGGAGGAAGCGGGACCCGGUGGAGGUGCUCGACCCCAGGCUCCAGGGGCGGCCCGAUACCCAGGUCCAGGAGAUGCUCCAGGCCCUGGGCAUCGCCCUCUUGUGCGCCAGCACGCGCCCGGACGAUCGCCCCACCAUGAAGGACGUGGCCGCGCUCCUCCGCGAGAUCCGCCACGACGAGUCCAUGCCAGGCGGCGACACCCGCAAGGCCGGUGGAGUCGGAGGAGGAGGGAAGCGGGCGGAGCCGCCGCCGGCGUCACCCGGCCGGGUGGUGGCGCUCUGCGGCUCGUCCUCGGCAAGCGAUGACUUCCAAUAAUUGGACGGCGGUUGUCUUUUUCUAAUUGAUUGAUUGAUUCCUGACCAGGUAGACUCCUGGGUGAUGAUGGGAGAGUUAAAAAAAAAAAUAGAGAGAGUGGAGGGUGACCUUUCAACUUCAGGAGGGUGGGAAGGGACCAACCUGGAACGAUGGGUCCUUUUCCAGCAGAGCAUUUCUCUGGGUGGUGUUGUCGGAUGCAGCGGAAGGAGGAGGCUCUGCUUGGGUUGCUGGCCGGCAGUUGAUUGGUAUUUAGGUAGGGAGAGGCCCCGUUCACAUUGGUUGUUACGUAUAAUUGUACAACUACUGAUAGAUGUGAUCGACACAGCCACAAUGUUCCCCUCUUACUGAUUGAUCUGCAAUAUUGGUUAAUGCGGCGAUUUUCAUGAGAAUUGCCACUCGGCACCGCUCUCUACUCGGGGUCCGCAGUCCGUCUCAGGAUGGCGCUCGAUGAAUGGUGGAAUCCUCUUUGGAGUGGUACAAGCUUAUAGGCAAGCGCAAUAAUUUCAAUUUGCCACAUCAAACAGAAAACAAAGAAAAAUAAACAUAACAAUGCACCAUAAUGAAACAAUGAUUUGAAUGAUCGUUGUAUCGAGGAUGCCGUAUCCAUUUGUCAUGUGCAAAUGCAUGUGUUGCCCCCCGCGUCGAUCACUGUAAGCAGGUAUCGUUAUGCUGAAAAUUAUUUUUAAAUAAAUUUUAAGUACUAUACUAUGCUCUUGCAAG
Molecule: messenger RNA, 4029 nt
Organism: Elaeis guineensis (African oil palm)
Lineage: Eukaryota; Viridiplantae; Streptophyta; Magnoliopsida; Arecales; Arecaceae
Biological process (GO): protein phosphorylation
Molecular function (GO): ATP binding; protein kinase activity; protein binding
Source: RefSeq, a predicted model, not a curated record